AUGCACGGCUCCUCUAUGCUUGUAGCUGCUCUCGCAGGCCUCGCAGUGGCUGAGGUUAGGCACCCACACCAGCCUCGCGCUGUCACCAACACUGCCCUGCAAACCACCUUCCCCAAGGCAUCAGGUACCACCAACCUACCUGCCGCGAGGACUAUUGCCGCAAAUGCAAACUUUGACGGUGAACUGAAGCAAUGGGACCGUAGCUCCAACACCUGCAGUGGACAGGACGAGACGGGCGAGGCAGCCGCUGUAUUCAUCCUCGAGAACGGUGCCGUCCUCUCGAACGUGAUUAUUGGACCAAACAACGGAGAAGGUGUCCAUUGCCGUGGAUCCUGCACUCUGAACAACGGUAGGACUCUGUCUAAUGAUCAAUCCAAUGUAAUCUUCUUGCUGACUCGGUAUCUCACAGUCUGGUGGGUGGACGUCUGCGAAGACGCCGCAACAUUCAAGCAAGGCUCCGGCACCUCCUUCAUCAACGGAGGUGGAGCCAAGGGCGCAGACGACAAGGUAUUCCAACACAACGGCGCAGGCACACUGGCCGUCAAGAACUUCUACGCCGAGAACAUCGGAAAGCUCUACCGCAGCUGUGGAAACUGCAAGACACAGCAUGGCCGCAAGAGCACAUUCGACAACAUAAAGAUUAAGUCUGGCAAGCUUGUUGCCGGUGUGAACGGCAACUAUGGAGACACCACCAACAUCAACAACUCCUGUCUGCUCGACACCAAGAUCUGCGAACUUUUCAAGGGUGUUACCAGUGGCGAGCCAACCAAGACCGCAUCUGCACCUGAUGGCAAGACUUGCGCUACCAGUGGCAUCAAGACCAGCGGAUGCUAG
This is a messenger RNA of Plenodomus lingam JN3, 834 nucleotides long. The record is from RefSeq and is a predicted model, not a curated record. NCBI's taxonomy places the organism in Eukaryota, Fungi, Ascomycota, Dothideomycetes, Pleosporales, Leptosphaeriaceae.